Triplophysa dalaica is the source of this 1090-nucleotide messenger RNA. It is a transcript of the gene tesca, whose product is annotated as tescalcin a. Gene Ontology annotation, molecular function: calcium ion binding. Bases 65 to 640 code for a protein of 191 amino acids. NCBI's taxonomy places the organism in Eukaryota, Metazoa, Chordata, Actinopteri, Cypriniformes, Nemacheilidae. The transcript is spliced from 8 exons. The record is from RefSeq and is a predicted model, not a curated record.
AGUAGGGAACAGGUUAAACCUACUCUCACUUUGUUUCCUCUACUCGUCAGUAAAGCACUUUAUCAUGGGAGGUUCACAGUCUGACCAAGCGCAUAAGUUCCAACAUCUCUCUGAUAAAACCCGCUUUUCCAUAGACCAGAUAAACAGCCUUCAUAAACGAUUUAUGACCCUCACAGAAAAUGAAGGCGUUUUAAGACAAGAACAUCUUGAGAAUAUUAUUAAUUUGGCUGAGAACCCAAUCCGGAGACAGAUCAUCGGGGCCUUUUUUGAUAAAAGGAACUUGGGUCAGAAUGAGGAUGGCUAUCUGCAGGAGAUUGGAUUUGAGGAAUUUCUGACUAUUCUGGCAUUCUUCAAACCACCCAAACAACGCAAUAGCGAAGAGGAGAAUCAAAAUAUCAAGAAGGAGAAACUACGCUUUCUUUUCAACAUGCAUGACACCGACAAUGACGGCUUCAUCACAUUAGACGAAUAUAAACGUCUGGUAGAAGAGCUGCUGUCUAGUAACGAAACCAUGGAGAUGGAAACAGCAAAAGCCAUAUCAGAUGCUGCAAUGCUGGAAGUUGCAAGUGUCGCAAUGGGUCAGAUGGGUCCAGAUGAGUAUUAUGAGGGAAUCACCUUUGAACAUUUCCAGCAGGUUUGAUCUCUUCAACGAUUUUAAAAGGGAUCCAGAUCGAGAUCAAGAUGAACAUUAACUUCUGGAACUUGGACACAAUUAAAAUUCAAUGUGGAAAAUCAAAGUAGUUUCCUAAAGACUAUUUCAACCUUUAGUAAUAAAAGUUUAGGAUGCGGGUAUGAGUGCUGACUGAGUCCAGACUUCAUGAAUGUACAGAGGACACAAAGUUCUCCCAACAAUUUUAUAACUUAAAUCUAGAGGGCAUUUGUCAACCACAUGGGGCUAUGUUUGUGGGCUCUCAAUGCAUAUGCACUCAAAGAUUUAAAUUGACCCACGCUUUCAUUUAUAUAAUGCUUAUAUUAAACAGGGAUUUUAGCACUGUAGGCUUUUACCAAGCCAUAUGAUUUUGUGCUUGCAAAAAUUAUAUUUGUUCCUUUCUGAAUAAAAUGCACAUUUUGAUAAAUGGCGAAGUCUUUA